AUGGGCUGGUGGUCUAGUCGGUCAGUGUUCCACGGUUCACUGGAAGGCAGCAUCACUGGAACAGGGCUCGCCACUCUUGCUGAGGAUAAGACUGCGAGCACAGUUCAAGGUUUGGGAGGCAGGUCUGCGUGGGCAAUGGGCUGGUGGUCUAGUCGGUCAGUGUUCUACGGUUCACUGGAAGGCAGCAUCACUAGAACAGGGCUCGCCACUCAUGCUGAGGAUCAGACUGCGGACAAUGGGAUUUUUGAAUAUCACAAAUUCGGAAUUUUGGAAGUUAGAAUUGCAGAAUGA
Caenorhabditis briggsae is the source of this 291-nucleotide messenger RNA. The transcript is spliced from 2 exons. Bases 1 to 291 code for a protein of 96 amino acids. The record is from RefSeq and is a predicted model, not a curated record. Lineage: Eukaryota; Metazoa; Nematoda; Chromadorea; Rhabditida; Rhabditidae.